Molecule: messenger RNA, 1492 nt
Organism: Vanessa atalanta (red admiral)
Lineage: Eukaryota; Metazoa; Arthropoda; Insecta; Lepidoptera; Nymphalidae
Exons: 1
Coding region: 133-1335 (400 amino acids)
Biological process (GO): DNA integration
Molecular function (GO): nucleic acid binding
Source: RefSeq, a predicted model, not a curated record
GCAUUAAAUGUAGUGAUUUUUCAAAGUCAACGUGAAUCAUUUACUGAGCACAAAUUGAUAAUUAAUAAACUUAGUUUGCCGAAAAAGAGCGUUCUUCUUAAAUUUAAUAUUUAUUUAGAUGAUAACCAAUUAAUGCGUGUUGGAGGACGUCUCGAUAAUGCUAAUUUUAUAUAUAAUAAAAAACAUCCUAUUAUUUUACAGUCCGCUCACGAAUUUACUAAAUUAUUAUUCGAUUAUGAACAUAGACGAUUAAUGCACGCGGGCCCACAAUUAUUGCUGGCUUCAAUAAGGGAGACUUAUUGGCCUAUUGGUGGCAGAAAUUUAGCAAAGGCUUGCUUUCAUCGAUGCGUACGUUGCCGUAGAAUGAAAGGAGCUAUAGUUACUCCUUUGAUGGGAAACUUACCGCGGCAGCGGCUUCUUCCUGGUUACCCGUUCCAGAAUACAGGCGUCGAUUACGCUGGCCCGAUAAGGUGCGCUAGUCGCCAGGGUCGUGGAUGUAGGCUAGUGAAAGUGUAUAUUGCUAUAUUCAUUUGUUUUACCACCAAGGCGAUUCAUUUAGAAUUAGUAAGUGACUUAACCAGUAAUCAUUUUUUACUUGCUUUAUAUCGUUUUAUUUCGCGACGAGGAAAGCCCGCAAGUAUAUUUUCAGACAACGGUACCUCCUUUGUGGGCGCGUAUAAUGACUUAUCAAAAUUUAUUAAGUCUAAUGCAGCUUCGUUAAGCGAAUCUUUGGCUAAUGAUGGAAUUUCAUUCAAAUUUAUACCCGCGUAUAGUCCUCAUUUCGGCGGACUCUGGGAGGCUGGUGUGAAGUCAACCAAAUAUCAUUUGCAGCGAGUGUUGGGUUGUAGUAAUUUAACUUUUGUGGAACUCUACACCACGUUAACGCAGAUUGAAGCCAUAUUAAAUUCCCGUCCAUUGACACCGCUGUCUUCAGAUCCUGAUGACGACACACCGCUUACGCCAGGACAUUUUUUAAUUGGACGACCCCUCACCUCAAUACCACAGCCUAAUCUCCAGGAUCUUUCAAUGAGCCAACUAACUCGCUACCAGAGGAUUGAACAGUUGCGCCAACAUUUCUGGACAAGGUGGAGUAAGGAGUACGUAGCUGAACUCCAACAGAGGACCAAGUGGCGCGCAUGUAAGGAUGGGCUUGAGUUGGGAUCCCUAGUUGUGGUAAAGGAGGACAAUCUUCCCCCCUUAAAGUGGAGACUUGGAAGAGUUGUAGCAGUCCACCCUGGUUCGGACGGUAUUGUUCGCGUGGCAGAUAUUCGGACGUCUACUGGUGUCAUCAGAAGAGCCUUUAAUAGGAUCUGCCCAUUGCCUUUGCCAUCAUAGCUGUUAAAAGCCAAGCUUUCAACGCCCGGGGGCAUGUUUAAGCGCCUGCGACAAAUAAAAGGCAGGAAUACGCAUUGCGCCGUUGUCUAACUUGACAUUACUUAGAAUUAAGUUAUAUCUCUUUUAAUCGUCAUUCUAAAUACAGCAGUUCAACUGA